This is a messenger RNA of Cimex lectularius (bed bug), 3259 nucleotides long. RefSeq names its product protein couch potato (gene cpo). The record is from RefSeq and is a predicted model, not a curated record. The coding region runs from base 86 to 1276 and encodes 396 amino acids. NCBI's taxonomy places the organism in Eukaryota, Metazoa, Arthropoda, Insecta, Hemiptera, Cimicidae. The transcript has 12 exons. Gene Ontology annotation, molecular function: mRNA binding.
UGCCAGUUUCGGCAGUUUCGACCUCCGUUGUGUACUUUAGACACGACGGUUUAUUUUCGUUUCGCGUCAUUUCCAACUGCACGACAUGAUCGCUUUGCACAUUACUUCGUCCGGUCAGAAGAGAAUCCGGGCGUCUCUCGGAACCUUGUCCGACUCGUCUGCUCUACUCAAGAGGUCGAGGAUUGAGCCGACGAUGAACGCAGGGGCCCAGGAACAGCAGCUUGCCAUAUGCCAGAGCAUGGAUUCUGUCAAUAAUCCAACACCCGAGGAAGAGGUGAGUCAAACAUACCACACUUCACCUGGGCCCUCUUCUUCGGAGAGUGAAGUUCGUACACUUUUCGUCAGCGGACUUCCCAUGGACGCCAAACCUCGGGAGCUGUAUCUGCUGUUCAGGGCAUACGAGGGAUACGAGGGUUCUCUUCUGAAAGUGACCAGCAAAAAUGGGAAAACAGCAUCGCCAGUGGGUUUUGUCACUUUCAACACAAGGGCAGGUGCAGAGGCGGCUAAGCAGGAUCUACAGCAGGGUGUCCGGUUCGAUCCAGACAUGCCGCAGACGAUCCGGCUGGAGUUUGCAAAGAGCAACACCAAGGUCAGCAAGCCCAAGCAGUCCACGGCUAGUAUCACCAACUCGCACCCAACUAUAAUGCACCCACUCACUGGACAUUACUGUUUCGGGGGUACAAAGCUAUACGAUGGAAUCUCCUAUUACGAUUCCGAUCUUGGAGGUCCUUUCUUCGCAGGUGGGCCUGAGCUGUGGCCGCACCCUUUGGCAUAUGCAACGGCAGCAGAGCUACCUGGGACAGCUCUUCAACAUGCUACUCUAGUUCACCCAGCCCUACAUCCCCAGGUCCCAGGCUUAACAAUGCCGCAUCCAGGGUCAGCGGCCCUGACCCAUCACGGGUCACUGCCCCAUUUCCUGCCAUCUCCGGCUUUGGCAUCUCCUGUCGGCUCUUCUCCAACCUCUCAGCAACAGGCGCACGUCCCGAACAAUGGUCCCUGCUCCACACUAUUCGUAGCAAAUCUCGGACAAUUCGUCUCAGAACAUGAACUCAAAGAAAUUUUCAGCAGCUUGCCCGGUUUUGGCCGUCUGCGCCUACACACAAAAGGAGGGAAGCCGGUCGCAUUUGUCGAGUUCAAAGAUGUCAAGUGUGCUGCAAGAGCCAUGACUGCUCUUCAGGGAUCCUUUCUUCUAUCAUCGGACCGCGGAGCAAUAAGAAUUGAGUACGCCAAGACUAAAAUGUCGUCUGAGAGUUUGCAAACAUUUUGUUUAUUCUGAUGAUACAAACUUUAGCAGUGACUAUUUCAUGGGUGUUUUAAGUUUAGGGAAGUCAGCAUUGUAAUUUUCAUGAUGGCACUACAAAAGCACUGCACACUCACCAGCACAAAAUAAUAGUUUUGAAUGACUGUAGACCGUUGAAAAAUCACUUUUAAAAUUGCUAACAUUCAUUAAUGCAACACUUCAUUAAAAUAUCUCAUCCUGCAACACUUGGACAUAUUUUUCUCACAAAAUUGGGGAAGUUUGUUGGUUUUGAUGUUAAUUCUGUUUUAUGUAAUUAAUCUUUGCAAUUACUUAAAAAAAAAAAAAAAUAGAUAUAUAUUUUGUGACGCACAGUUAGCAAAAGUUUCAAGGGUAUUUCAAAAAUAGUCAAGGUUGGCUAGUUUCAUUUCACUUUUAAAAUAUAUUGUUUUUAAAAUAAAUAAAUCUUGUUUAAUCACCCUAUUAAAAAUUAUAUAUCUUGCAAACUAUUUUUGAGAUACAUAUUUAAAAAGCUGACAAAAUUACAAUAAGAUUUUGUUAUGAACAGCUAUCACCAUGGUCAUUUUUUUUCAAUCACUGUUAGCAAUAUUCUGUGAGCACUUUUUAAAUGUUUACUUGCAAUCAAUGUUGAUUUUGAUUUUUAGUCAUGUUUAAUGAAAUUUUACAGUAAUAAAUAAGGUUGUUGACUGAUCCAUUAGGAUUUGAGCCGCACCUAAUGUAUCAUUUAACACCGUUAUAAUAGAAAAGUAUGUACUGCAGUCUUUGUAAUUUUUAACAUAAUGAAAAUCAGGUGGUGUUUUUAAUUUGCAUGACAUAUUUCUUGAGCAUACUGCAUGCGUUUUAUUUAUUUGGUUGAUUCGCCUACCCUUUUGAUGAUAUAACCAAAUGAUUGCACAUUUGUAUGUUUCUUAAGAGAAAUGCAAAUAAAAAAAUACAGUUUGGAAAAGUCAUGCAAAUGAGAAUGGUGUAGAUUAAAUAAAAAUACAAGGCUUUUGAUCAUCAGGAACCUAGAUUUCUAUUUUUUUACUUUCCUCACUAUGUUGGAAAUCCCAUGGCCGUUGGCACUUUAGGCCUCUUAGAAGAUCAUUGUAGUGUAGAAUUAAAGGUGUUGGGAUGUGGGUUCAGGAUUGCAACUUCUUGCAGUUUCAAGGAAAAAUAAGAUUUUAAAUAGUUGGAUAGUAUGGUUUGAUAGGAAGUAGAGAGCUUGAGCAAUGGUUCGAAGGAUUUGGGACAGUUUGAACACGUUUCUUUUGAAGUCGAUUCCAUACAUCCAUAUGGGUUGUGAUGUGUAACUGGCGGUUGUUUAGUAGUUAGAUUCAAUUAUGUUAAGAAAUAUUUUGAUUAGUUCAUAUUGUCUGUUCAGUUCUAUCAUUUUAAAUCAAGUGUGGGUGUCCCAAACAAAUCAUUUGUCGAUGUAAAGUCCCAAGGAUUUUGGACUGGAAUGACUAGAUUCUUUGGUGAUUGGAAUGUUUGGUUGAACCCCAGUGUUCUUUCGAGUCAAAUGUAGAGGUUCAAAAUAAGUCUUUUGGCAAUGCAAAGUCCCAAUUAGUGUACAGCAAUGUUUGCUGAAAGAGGGACAGAGCUGUAAUAGAUAUGGCAAAGGGUUAAGGUUUUUUGUUUGAAUUUGUUUUCUUUCAAUCUGAUUCUCAAUUUCUUGAAAGAUUUUUCCAAACAGGGGAGAUGGUACUAGGUUUCUUGGUAUACUGAAUAAAUGAGGAGCAAUGUCUCGGGAAUGAUAAGAAUGUCAGUAUAUACUGAAUAGAGAAUGGGACCAAUGAUGCUGCCUUGCAGAUAUGCUUUAGCGUAAUGAACAAGAUUUGUUCCUUUAGCCUUAAACUUUUGUCUAUUGUGCCGAAUAAAUGGGAGACAAGGUUGUUCCAAAGCUAAAGUUGAAAGUACUGGGGAAAAAAACCACACACCAUUCUUAUUUGCAUAACACCCUUACUAGUAUUUUCUUUAACUUCUUUUUAAAUACUUAUUUUUAAUAUAUAUAUAUAUAAU